Messenger RNA from Symbiodinium sp. CCMP2592, 5271 nucleotides. The record is from the annotation of a GenBank genome assembly. NCBI's taxonomy places the organism in Eukaryota, Dinophyceae, Suessiales, Symbiodiniaceae.
AUGGAGGACGAUUUGGAUCGCUGGGAAGCGCGCAAGGCGCAAGAGGCCACAGAGCAGACGCAAUUUUCUGUGCCGCAGAGCAUCUACCUUUCCUGGAUAAGGCAAGAGCUCGACGACGAGCAAGCCUGCAUGGAGCUGCCUUUCAUGAUUCUGGUGGUGAUUUCAUUCACCUUGAUGGCGGUUCUGGCGCUGAGCCAGCAUGUGGUCCUGUCUGUGGAGCAGGCGAUUGAGCAAGACAUCAUGCAAAAUGCCAACUUUGCUUUCAACGAGUAUAUGGGGCACAAGACCCUUGUGGACGUGCACUCCUUCGGCGACUUUUGGUCGUGGCUUCGCUUGGGCUUUGUGCCCCUGGUGCUUCCCCGGGGCUGGGUUUAUUCGGAGCGCCGAGUCCCCGAUGUCACCAGUGUGUUUGGUCUCAGUGAUGCCGAUUCCGUGCAAGCGCCGGAUGCAUGGGAUUUCGAGAACAGGUACCGCGCCCCUGUCACUGGUGAUUAUCUGCACUACAAUCGGAUCAUUGGGGGCAUACGCUUUCGUCAGCAAGUGGCACCCGAUGGGCCGUGUCGCUUUCCCGGCUCUGCUUCCCAGGAGCUCUUUGACCGAUGGUAUGCGAAGCCUUGCAUGCCAGCCUAUGAGGAAUUAGCAUUUGAGCCUGACACCUCCAACGGCGAGAACUUCGUACAGCCGGAAAGGCAGGAGUGGAUUCUUAUUGAGGAUGACUACGCGCGCAUCGUUCAACAGCUGGUGGAUAUGGAAGAUGGAUGUGCUCGGACCAUUGGCGCCUCCAGUUCCAACUGCUCGUGCAAUUGGUGCAUUGCUCAACAGCCUCCCUCUCCUUGGCUUACGGAGCGGACUCAGAGAAUAGAGGUGGCCAUGGUGUCCUUCAACGCGGAGUACGGGCUGCUCACGCUGACAGGGGUUAAUCUUUGGAUAGCCCGAGGAGGUCGCAUCCGCAAGCGUGUGGAGUUGAUGUCUCUCUGGAUCAACUUUUCACAGCCGACGGCCGAGAAUCUUCCUGCCAUUGUGUUUGCCGGAGUGUGGCUGCUGUGCUUGCUCUACAUCUUCGUGAAUGAGCUGGUCGAGAUUGUUUCUGCCAUUCGAAGUGCGGAAGCCAGGUGGCAUCGUGCUUUACUCGAGGACUACAUCGGGCUUUGGAAUGUUGUUGACUGGCUAUCGAUUUCGGUAGCCGCGGUGGUGUUGGUUCUAUGGUUUGGCCUCGCCACGGAGGCGUCAAACCUGCAGCAACAACUCGGCUAUUUGCAGACCCAGGACGCAGUCCUGCAGCGGGCUGUGCGGGUGGGUCGCGUGGCUGCUUUUUACGAGGCGGUUGAGGCAGUCUGCACAGAAGAGAAGCGCUUCCGCUUGAUUCUGUGCUUCUAUCCGAUGCUUCUUCUGCUCCGACUGUUUAAAUCCUUCGCGGCACAGCCGCGCCUCGCCGUCGUCACAGACACCAUAAAGUUGGCAUCUCAAGACCUUCUGCAUUUUGGCAUCGUGUCAGUCGCGGUGCUUGCGUGCCUUUGCUUGAACGCCGUCCUCCUUUUCGGACGAGACGAGGAGGCCUUUGGGAACUUGUUUCGGUCCUUGCACAGUGCUUUCCGAAUGAUGUUCGGGGACUGGGAUUGGAUGCCAAUGGAACGAGUCAGUCGAACUGGCGCCUACCUUUGGUUUACCAUGUUCAUGGUUCUUGUGGUUAUCAUCCUUCUUAAUAUGCUGUUGGCCAUCAUUCUCGACAACUAUAUGGACGUCAAGCGAGUCUCGGCGAGCGCCGACUCUCUGGGAGCUCAAAUGACGGAGAUGUAUCGGAGACGAAAAAUGCUAAAACGCAAAGAACGUGUGCGUCUCAACGAUAUCUGGGAUAGUUUUGUGGCAGAGGCCAGUGGCCGCCCAAAGAUCGCACUCGCAACCGACCGGCAGAUCACAGCUGAUAAACUGCAGCAGAUCGUUCCGGGCAUUCCUCACUCUCAAGCAUCCCGCACUUUACAAAACUCCUGGUUGGCUCAUCUGAAAGCAACCACAGCGCCGUUCGAGUUGAAGCAUUCUUCUCGUCACCUGGCGGCUUUCGAGAUGGAGACACGGAAAGUGCGAAACGGCUUGUUCUUCCUCUUUGAUCGCCUGGACUUCUACGACACGCGGUACGACAGCGAGGGUGCAGAGAAGGACCGAGAAAAGGCAGAUGGAUCGGCAUCACAACCGAACAGCCCCAAGCUGCGAUCUGCCGACUCCGGGCGAACCUCCGCUCGCUCGGCUCGCUCAGCUCGCUCUGCGCGUUCUGCCAGGGAUUCUCCAGCAGGUCCGGGCCCCUCCGAGAUGGAGCAGGAGAUCCACAUGCAGAUGCAGCGUCUGAGUGUUGAAGCCGCAGAGAAGUUAGCCACGGUCUUGAGCAGUGUCGACAAGACCCAGGGCCGGAUUGAAGAGAAGCAAGCGGUGAUCCAGGGAAGCUUGCGCGACAUGCUCCAGGUCCUCCUGCAGCUGCAGACGUGGCCUUCUGGUGAAAAAUACACGGGCCAGUUCUUCAAGGGUGUCUUCCAUGGCCGAGGGACCCGAUCAUGGCCCAACGGGGACAGCUACAGUGGAGAGUUCAGACACGGCGAGCCAGACGGCGAAGGCAAAUUUGAAAGUGCUGCGGAAGGUUGGGUUUACACUGGUCACUGGAUCCAUGGCGAGAUGUGUGGCAAUGGGCAGAAAACCUUGCCUGAUGGAGUCGUUUAUGUCGGGGAGUGGAGGCAAGGAUGCCGGAAUGGGCAUGGAUGCCUUACCUGGCCGAGCGGUGCCUGUUACGAGGGGCAGUUCGUCGACGACUGCAUGGAAGGGCAUGGUCGCAAAACCUUCGCUGACGGGAGUUGGUGCGAGGGUGAGUUCAAAGACGGUGAACUGGAAGGCCAUGGCACCUUUCACUGGCCGGACUCCACCGAAUUUGAGGGCCGCUGGCAGAGAUCGCAAGUCGUUGGGCCUGGAACGCACCGCUUCGCCGACGGGACGUGCAUCGCCGGGAACUUCGAAGACUGUGGAGCAACAGGAGAAGGAACCAAGACCUGGGCAAACGGUUGCAGCUAUGCUGGCAGGCUGUUGCACAACCAGAUACAUCACUAUGGUGUUCUGCGGUGGCCAGACGGGCGUUGCUAUGUGGGCCACUUCAAGGACGAGGCCAUGCACGGCGUCGGGAUGCUUUCCUGGAGCGACAGCCUGGGCAGAUGCGUCUACAAGGGCUAUUUCGAAGACAACCGCUUCCAUGGCCAUGGAAAGCUCCAUGACAUGUUGCUGUGGAGGGAGGAUGGCGAAGACGACCACCAAGGUGCCAUGGAGUGUACAGGCUUGGACAUGAAAGUCAUGAGGAAAAUCUCGAUGGCCGGCCUUUGGCGGAUGCUGGAGCCAGAUCCGAAGAAGCUCGAGCGACAGGUAUUUGGAUCCGUUGACGGAAAGAGGCAGGCAAGCUCCAGACUUCCUCUGACCGCCAGCGCCAAAGUUGACAUAGCAGCUGCAAUGAGCUGGCCGGCUGUCCGCGCUUGUGCGACUGCUACUGUGCAGCUCCAUCGCUGGGCAAAAGAUUUUGCUGAGUUCUUGCGAGGUACGCUGGGGUUCCUCGCCCUUCAAACAGGGCCAAGCGAUGCACUGCCUCUUGCGCUUCCCGUGCCCUUCGCGCAGGCCGCCCUGUGGGCUGCUGAGCUGCCAGCCCUUCGUCUGUGUGACCUCGGUGUCGAUGAUCGACAGGAGGGCUGCCCAGCUCAGCCCGAGCAUGGCGGUGCCGGGUUUCUUUCUACCGUCUUCACGUGGCGGUAUGUCCUGAACAAUCUGCGGGCACUCCUGGCCGCCGACCUGGCCGUGGCCGCCGAGGCGGCCACCCCACGCACUUCAUCGCUUCCAAGUGGAGCAGCUCAAGCCAUCCUCUCCCUACUGCAAGCUCUCGAUCGUUUGAUGCAGAUGCCAAUUGUCGCACAACUGGCAGACAUUGCCACAGCGGCUCGUCAGCUUCUGACCGAACUCAGGCCGCACUUAGAAGCUCGACCACCUCUCGUUCUCAUGGUUCCAACGCUGCAGCACAUGGGCCGGUAUUGGACAUGGCCAGCUGAUGGUCGGACCAGCUUGCGCGAUGCUGCUUUCACAUUGCGUACUGGGGCUCAGAUGCCGGCGAUUGGCUUUGGUACCUGGCGCCUGUGGGCGAAGGAUGCGUACCAGCCCGUCCGCUGGGCACUGGAGGUAGGCUACCGGCACAUCGAUACGGCUGAAGGCUAUGCCAACGAGGCAGAGAUUGGCCGUGCAAUUCUGGACAGCGGUGUCCCUCGGAGCGAGAUCUUUCUGGCAACAAAAGCCUCAUCAGUGCCAAAAGGGCUUGCUGACAUUUCCUAUGCAUCUGAAAUUUUUGCGUUCCAGCUCGGGCAACUAGGGACGGAUUAUGUAGACUUGUAUAUGAUGCACACACCGCCAUCCGACCCGCAACUGCUGCAAGAAGUUUGGAGAGUAAUGGAGUCUUUCUACGAGCAGGGCCGGGCAAGGGCACUUGGCGUGUCCAACUGCGACGUGCGAGAGCUGCAGCAGAUUCUUGAGUUCGCAAAAGUUCCCCCAGCUUAUGUGCAAAAUCUGUUCAAGAUCUAUAAGCCCGGUGAGCAGAUUCCAGUCGAGGAUGUCGUUGCCUUUGCGCACAGAAAUCAAUUAGUCGUUGUGGGAUACUCAGUUCAAACAGAAUGGCCACACAUCAUGGUGCCAUUGCAAGAUCCACACCUUCUGACGAUUGCCAGCCACGUGGGUAGAACACCUUCCCAAGUCUUGCACCGUUGGACGCUCCAGCGUGGUGUCGGUGUAAUCCCAAAAUCGGCGACGCGUCAGCGAAUUUUGGAGAACUCGCAACUCCUGGACUUCGAGUUGACAGACGAGGUGAUGCGACUUCUCGAUGGAUUAGCUACACUUUCCGAAUCCGGUGCGAGCGAAAUCAAGCCACUGCAGGAGGACAUUUUUGGUCUGGCCAGGGUCUCUGCCUCUGCUGAGUCUGCAGCGCAAGAGGCAAGGGACAAGCCGAAUGUCCUCGGGCUACAGGACCCUCGCGAUAAGGGCUUCCCGUAUGCGGCAAUCAGGGACCACUUGCUUGGUGACCCCGUGGCAUUGGAUCCGGACCUGUGCCGGCAGGCCUGUCUCAACGAGCCGCGCUGUGCAGCUUGGGAAGUCUGUGCCCCUAUCAGCCCGGAGGCUGGCUGCGGGGGCUGCUACCUGAUCGGCCACGUAUCCACACCGCCGAUGAGAAUUCCCGGUUGGCAUGCUGCUGUUGAGCGAAGCCCUGCAUAG